Nelumbo nucifera (sacred lotus) is the source of this 1001-nucleotide messenger RNA. RefSeq names its product temperature-induced lipocalin (gene TIL). The record is from RefSeq and is a predicted model, not a curated record. Gene Ontology annotation, biological process: lipid metabolic process; response to reactive oxygen species. NCBI's taxonomy places the organism in Eukaryota, Viridiplantae, Streptophyta, Magnoliopsida, Proteales, Nelumbonaceae. Gene Ontology annotation, cellular component: cytoplasm.
UUUUGGAAGCCAGAGCUCAUCCAUCCAGACAGACAAAUCGCAAAAUAUUCCGAAUUGAUUGGUUUUCUCUUCCUCUCUACGGUUCAGCAAUGGCAAAAAAAGAAAUGGACGUUGUAAAGGGCUUGGAUUUGCAGAGAUACAUGGGACGGUGGUACGAGAUUGCUUCCUUUCCUUCAAGGUUCCAACCCAAGGACGGAAUCAACACGAGGGCUACUUAUACUCUCAACAGUGAUGUUACUGUUCAUGUCCUGAAUGAAACUUGGAGCGGUGGAAAGAGAGGGUACAUAGAGGGGACUGCUUAUAAGGCCGACCCCAAAAGUGAUGAGGCCAAGCUCAAAGUUAAAUUCUAUGUUCCUCCUUUCCUGCCUAUAAUUCCUGUUGUUGGGGAUUAUUGGGUUCUGUACAUUGAUGAUGAUUACCGGUAUGCGUUGAUUGGACAGCCCAGCAGGAAUUAUCUCUGGAUCUUAUGCAGGCAAAACCACUUGGAUGAAGAUAUCUACAAUCAGCUCCUCCAGAAAGCCAAAGAUGAAGGCUAUGAUGUAAGCAAAAUCCACAGGACAACUCACACUAACCCUCCACCGGAAGCAGAAAGCCCCAAUGACACCAAAGGCAUUUGGUGGAUCAAAUCCAUCUUUGGAAAAUAAGAAAAGAUACUAGUGAAGAAAGAAACAAGAGUAAAAGAACAAAAGCAUCAGAGGAAACCCAUAGGCGCUCUCGGGCCUUCUUUUUUUUCUUUUCUUUUUUCUCCAAAUCCUAUAAAGAUAGUUUGCUUGGAUGUAAAGUUGUUUAGUGUAAUUAAGCUGUCUAGUGUGAAUCCAUUUCCAUCUAGGUUUUGUUCAUUUGGUUUGCUGUGAAACUUUGUGGGUUUCUGGGUUUCUUUUUUUGGAACUUGGGCCAACCCAGCCCCAUAUUAGUGAGGAUAAGUCUUUAUUUGGAACUUUGGAUAAAUGUAGAUGUUUGGUUUGGAGUUUUCUAAUACAGUGUUUGCUUUCUUUUGGUAA